AUGGCGACAUGCGCAGGUCAAAAUGCAGUUUGUCGAAGUUUACGCAGGGUUCGUCCUCAACGGUCGUUGAGAUACACCCCGAAGCCCGCAACAAGAACCCGGCAAUUCCAUUCAUCGAGAGCUCGUCGCGAAGGACAUGAAGAUAACCAAAAGAAUGAUAAGAACCAGUCAUUUGGUUCCCGUUUGGGCCGCGCUUGGGGCGAAACAAAGAUCGAAUGGCAUCCAAUUCCCAUCGGCUUGGGUAUCGGCUUUCUCGGACUAUGGCAGUUCUAUCGGGCACGUAGGGAUACAGAGCGAUUGAGAGAUCAGGAAAUAGAAGAAGAUGGGAAACCACCGCGGCGAAAGAGAAUCCGUCCAUCAGGACCCUGGCAGGUGCAGGUCAUGUCAACGCUGCCCCUGAAAGCCCUGUCACGGCUAUGGGGACGAUUUAAUGAACUCGACUUGCCGAUGCCUUUACGUAUCCCAGGUUUCAAACUAUAUUCGUGGAUAUUCGGCGUGAACCUAGAUGAAGUUAAGGAGCCGGACCUACGUACUUAUGCGAACCUAGCGUCAUUCUUCUAUCGUGAAUUGAAGCCUGGUGCGCGCCCCAUAGAUCAGGAUCCAAAUGCCAUUGUGUCGCCAUCGGACGGAAAAAUUCUGUCAUUUGGCAUGAUUGAACGUGGUGAGGUUGAGCAGGUCAAGGGCAUGACAUAUAGUUUGGAGGCACUACUUGGAGAGGCAAGUCCUUCACGGGCAGCAAUUGAAAGCCAUGGAAUCAGACCUGCGGACAUGGAACAUGAACCUGGAAACGUGGCUAUGGAGGAGGAAUUCGCUACUGUGAACGGCAUCUCGUACACUCUACCCCGUUUCUUGUCAGGCUCCAAGGAAAAACCAAAAAAAGAAGCAGCCAUGGAUGCGUCGACUGAGUCAGGUCCAUCUUCAGAAGCAAAAGUCAAGGCAGACUUAGCGUUGGGUGACGGACGACCUUGGUAUGCACCGAGUGCAUCGAACAAUGCUUUGUUUUACUGUGUGAUCUAUUUAGCUCCUGGUGACUACCACCGUUUCCACUCUCCAAUUUCUUGGGUUGUCGAGAGCCGACGACAUUUCGCUGGUGAACUCUACUCCGUGUCUCCAUACCUUCAACGAACGCUCCCCGGACUCUUUGUGUUGAACGAGCGAGUCGUGCUUUUGGGUCGCUGGCGCUGGGGCUUCUUUAGUUAUAUACCCGUUGGGGCAACCAACGUUGGCUCUAUCAAGUUAAAUUUCGACGCCGAACUGCGGACGAACAGUCUUACGACAGAUACUGCAGCUGACCGCGCAGCAGCCGCGGCAGCUAAGCGUGGCGAGGCAUAUACUGGAUUCGCAGAAGCCACUUAUUACAAUGCCAGCCGGGCCUUGCAUGGCCAUCCACUGCAACGAGGUGAAGAGAUGGGAGGCUUCCAGCUGGGUAGUACCAUUGUACUCGUCUUUGAAGCUCCUAUGGGAGUCCGCAAGAGCUUUGAUGAGGGCUGGGAUGGUGGUAGAGAAGGUGGUUGGACCUGGAAUAUCAAACAAGGCCAGAAGAUUAAGGUUGGCGAGAAACUUGGUCAUAUCGAAUUAUAG
Molecule: messenger RNA, 1581 nt
Organism: Talaromyces amestolkiae
Lineage: Eukaryota; Fungi; Ascomycota; Eurotiomycetes; Eurotiales; Trichocomaceae
Exons: 1
Coding region: 1-1581 (526 amino acids)
Biological process (GO): phosphatidylethanolamine biosynthetic process
Cellular component (GO): mitochondrion
Molecular function (GO): phosphatidylserine decarboxylase activity
Source: RefSeq, a predicted model, not a curated record